CACUUCCCCCAUUAUUAAACACUAUGUUCAAAAGGCGCCGGGGGACUUCCCGGAGCCACGGAGCCCGCGCCGCCCGGCCGCCCGGCCCUCGGAGCCCAUGGACCUGAGCGCCGCCGCCGCGCUGUGCCUCUGGCUGCUGAGCGCCUGCCGCCCUCGCGACGGGCUCGAAGCGGCUGCUGUGCUGCGGGCGGCGGGGGCAGGGCCGGCCCGGAGCCCGCGGGGUGGCGGCGGAGGCGGGCGGACCCUCGGCCCGGCUGCGGGCGCCUCGGCCGUCCCGGGCGCCGCGGUGCCCGGGGCCCGCGUUGCGCGCCGCGCCGCCGGCUCUAACUUCAGGAACGGCUCGGUGGUGCCGCACCACUUCAUGAUGUCGCUCUACCGGAGCCUGGCAGGGAAGGCUCAGGCCGGAGUGGCCGCCGCCUCCGUCUCGGGCCACAGCCGCGCCGACACCAUCACCGGCUUUGCAGACCGGGCCAUCCAAGACGACUCGGCAGCCGAGAGCGGCCAGAGCUUCGUGUUUGACGUGUCCAGCCUUCCCAACGCCGACGAGGUGGUGGGCGCCGAGUUGCGGGUGCUGCGCCGCGAGUCCCUGGAGCCCGGGCACAGCAUCGCGACUCGGCCGCCGCCACUGCUGCUGCUGUCCACGUGCCCGGGCGCCACCCGCGCCCCGCGCCUGCUGCACUCGCGGACCGCAGAGCCCCUGGACCGAGCGCGCUGGGAGGUGUUCGACGUGGGCGACGCCGUGCGGGACCACCACCGGGAAGCGCGAGCCACCCGCGCCUUCUGUCUCCUCUUGCACGCCGUGGCGGGUCCGGGAAAGAGCCCGCUCGCCGUGCGGCUGCUGGGCUUCGGCUGGCGCAGCGGCGGAGGCGCAGCGGCCGAGGAGGAACGAGCCUUGCUGGUCGUCUCCUCCCGCACACAGAGGAAGGAGAGCCUGUUCCGGGAGAUCCGCGCCCAGGCCCGAGCGCUCGGGGCCUCUUUGGCCGCGGAGCCGCCGCCGGACCCGGGACCCGGCGCCGGGUCAUCCAGGGUGGUUCUGGGUGGUCGCAGGCGACGGCGGACGGCGCUGACCGGGACGCGCGGACCGCAGGGCAGCGGCGGGGGCGCGGGCCGGGGCCACGGGCGCAGGGGCAGGAGCCGCUGUAGCCGGAAGCCGCUGCAUGUCGACUUCAAGGAGCUGGGCUGGGACGACUGGAUCAUCGCACCGCUGGACUACGAGGCGUACCACUGCGAGGGCGUUUGCGACUUCCCGCUGCGCUCGCACCUGGAGCCCACCAACCACGCCAUCAUUCAGACGUUGCUCAACUCCAUGGCGCCCGAGGCGGCGCCGGCCUCCUGCUGCGUGCCCGCACGCCUCAGCCCCAUUAGCAUCUUGUACAUCGACGCCGCCAACAACGUGGUCUACAAACAAUACGAAGACAUGGUGGUGGAGGCAUGCGGCUGCAGGUAGCGUGCGGGUCGCCGACGGGGCAGCCGCGCUGCUGAGGACACCCGCUGGAGAGCGGAUCGGGCCGGGCCGGUGGCCCCCAGUGGGCAUCGGACCCUGGCCCCCCGCACCAACCGCUUGGAGGAGCGCACGCGUUCGCACUGACACACACUCGCUCACGCACUUGCGGUGGACCGCGCCUGGCGGCCUAAGGAGAGCUGGUCCGCAGCUGCCAGAAGGCGCGGCCACGCAUGUUUUUCCGAACGGAUCUCCGUUGCACCCAGAGUCCCAUUUUGGGGAGAGGAAGGUGUUGGUGUGGAUGUGGCAGUCACAGGCACUAAAUCGGGUAGAAACGGGUUAGGUAGGGGAGCUCCAGGGUGGGUGCACGAGAGGGGCACGCAAUUGCGUUUUUGUUUGUGGUGGGGCGUGGAGUGGCGGAGUUCUACCCG
Ochotona princeps (American pika) is the source of this 1872-nucleotide messenger RNA. RefSeq names its product growth differentiation factor 7 (gene GDF7). The record is from RefSeq and is a predicted model, not a curated record. Gene Ontology annotation, cellular component: extracellular region. Gene Ontology annotation, molecular function: cytokine activity; growth factor activity. Lineage: Eukaryota; Metazoa; Chordata; Mammalia; Lagomorpha; Ochotonidae. The coding region runs from base 98 to 1447 and encodes 449 amino acids. Gene Ontology annotation, biological process: BMP signaling pathway; SMAD protein signal transduction. The transcript is spliced from 2 exons.